Messenger RNA from Arthroderma uncinatum, 3552 nucleotides. RefSeq names its product SacI domain and endonuclease/exonuclease/phosphatase family protein. NCBI's taxonomy places the organism in Eukaryota, Fungi, Ascomycota, Eurotiomycetes, Onygenales, Arthrodermataceae. The transcript has 7 exons. Gene Ontology annotation, cellular component: cytoplasm; membrane. The record is from RefSeq and is a predicted model, not a curated record. Gene Ontology annotation, biological process: phosphatidylinositol dephosphorylation. The coding region runs from base 1 to 3552 and encodes 1183 amino acids. Gene Ontology annotation, molecular function: phosphatidylinositol-3,5-bisphosphate 5-phosphatase activity; phosphatidylinositol-4,5-bisphosphate 5-phosphatase activity.
AUGGCUCUGCGAGUUCUCUGCAGGGAUGAACAACAGCGCACAAUCGUUCUUGUGGCAAACGGCUAUGCCCUCACAAUAAACUACGUGCCGCUAGGCUCAGAAUCCAUAUCAGACAACACGUUCAAGUUCUCCAACCUCAGCCCUCCAAGGUGUGUUGUCGAGUUUGCCGCCGCAGAUACUAUACCUGUAUCCAAGUUCCGUACUCUGGGGACCGGCUUGGGGACACUGGGACUCAUCAAGCUUGCUACCGGCGACGUUUUUAUAUGCAUCAUUACGCGCUCGACUACUGUGGCCAACGUGAGGCCCAGGGAAACGGUGCAAAGAAUAGAUAAUGUUGAAUUUUUCUGCCUAAACCGACCCGAUUACGACCUAGUCGUAGGUCCUGAUUCAGAUACGCGUAAUUAUAAUUAUGGCACUGCUUAUCAAGGAUACGAUGUUGCCCCGGAAAAUCCCUCUUUGGCGUUGAAAAAGCUUUUGGAUGAUGGGAGCUUUUUUUAUAGCUCUGACUUCAAUCUGACGGAACGCAUUCAGGAUAGAGUUGAUGAUCCCGUUGCUUUCGACAUCGAAAGUCUUGACGAGGACUUCCUUUGGAACUCAUAUAUGAUUAAGCCUUUGCUGCAGUUCCGGAACGGCUUAGGUGUACAGGACCGACAGAAGCUGGACUCUUCUCGACUCCUUACGUCGGCAAUUCGAGGAUUUGCCCAGUCAUUAACCAUUCCUGCUUCUUCGUCUCUCUUCCCUAAUAUAGAAUCAAACCUCCCAUCAAGUUUAACUGUGAUCUCACGUCUCUCCUCACGUCGUGCGGGAACCAGAUUUAAUGCUAGAGGCAUCGACGAUGACGGAAACGUUGCAAAUUUUGUGGAGACAGAAACAAUCCUAUGGAUCCCCCCUGCAUUGUGUUUUUCCUAUACUCAGGUUCGGGGCUCGGUACCGGUAUUUUGGGAACAAGAAGCGGGCUACAUUCCAGGAGCACAGAAAGUCAAGGUCAGCCGUGCCGCAGCCGCCGCACAGCUCGCCUUUGACAAACAUUUUGGAGACUUAACACUUAAUUAUGGGGCUGUUCAUGCAAUCAACCUACUUGCUAGAUCUAAGGAGGCGGAAGCAGAGCUGACGGCACGGUAUAUGUAUCAUGUCCGUGGAAGCCCACUAUACCGGAAACCUGGCUCAGGAGCCGCUCCAGGACACGAUCUUUUAAAGAUGACAGAAUAUGACUUCCACGCAGAAACUAAAGGGCCGGCAGGAUAUGAAGCUGCUAGCCGUAUCAAAGACGUGAUAGGAGACUCGGUUGAAGGGUUUGCGUAUUUUCUGUCCGAAGAACCUGCUGGCCGCGAAAGUGAACUUUCAACAUCAGACAUCAGACUCGCUAGACAGCAGAAUGUUGUACUUCAGCAGGAUGGCGUUUUUCGAACAAAUUGUUUAGAUUGCUUGGACAGGACUAAUCUCAUUCAAACUAUGAUUAGUCGCAUGGUGAUCGAAAUGUUUCUGGCACAACGAAAUGGCCAUUCUCCACGGGAUUUUUGGAUGAGACAUUCAACCCUAUGGGCUGAUAAUGGGGAUGUUCUGUCAAGAAUCUAUGCAGGAACCGGUGCACUGAAGUCAUCAUUUACGAGACACGGCGCAAUGUCUGUUGCUGGUCAGUUUGCUGAUUUCCGCAAAAGCGCUACACGUCUAUUCGUCAACAACUUUACGGAUCCUGGAACACAAACUACUAUAGAUACACUACUGGGACUUAUGACUGAACAAGUACCAGUGCGUCUAUUUGACCCGAUAAAAGAUAUGGUAGACGCGGAGCUCAAACGAAACGCCGCGGAGUUUACAUCUCACGAGAAAAUUCGUAUAUGGGUUGGAACAUUCAAUAUCAAUGGUUGCAGCGAAGGAGCUAGCGAAGAUCUUAGUCCAUGGCUGCAUGGAUCCCUUGAGAAACUUGGUGAAGAGCCUACAAUUGUGGGUGUAGGAUUCCAAGAAAUCGUUGCGCUUAGCCCACAACAGAUCAUGUCUACUGACCCCAGUACGCGCUUGAUAUGGGAGGAAGCGGUUGCAAAGUCGCUUAACGAUAGGGCUAAGCAGAGAGGAACAACCAAAUACGUUUUCUUGAGGAGUGGUCAGCUUGUGGGUGCAGCGCUCAUUCUCUUCGUGAAGGAGGAUGUUAUCGAGAAGAUAAAAAAUGUGGAAGGUAGUGUAAAGAAGACUGGCUUGUCCGGGAUGGGUGGAAACAAAGGGGCUUGCGCUGUUCGUAUGGAGUAUUGCAACACAAGAAUAUGCUUCAUCACCGCGCAUUUGGCAGCUGGCUUCUCAAACUACGAGGAGAGAAAUCGCGACUAUCAAACUAUUGCUCGGGGCCUUAGAUUCCAACGGAACAGAACAAUCAACGACCACGACGUAAUCAUUUGGUUCGGUGACUUCAAUUAUAGGAUUGGCCUUAGCAACGAGCGUCUCAACAUUCAAAUGGUUGCUGGCAUGGCGUUUCAAUUCUAUAUGGAGGGGCCAAUCACCUUUCCACCAACAUAUAGAUAUGACAACGGCACGGACCUAUAUGACACUUCAGAAAAGCAGAGGAUCCCCGCCUGGUGCGAUAGAAUUCUCUGGAAGGGAAGCAACCUGCGUCAGUUAGCGUACCACACAGCACCCUUGAAAUUUUCAGAUCAUCGACCCGUCUACGCGGUAUUUGAAUGUGAGAUAUAUGUCGUAGAUGAAAAGCGCAAGGAAGAAUUAGGCCGAAAACUCUAUGAAGCACGAAAGGAUAUGCCUAUAAAAACACCGAGGUGUCUUAUAUCCGACGACCAGGAAGAGGAGGACGAUUUUGAUGAUGAUCAUUUUGAUAUAGAGGAUGAAUUUCCAGUUGCCCCUGGCCUCCCACCUCCCAGCUCAGACAAGCAGAAGUGGUGGAUUGACAAUGGUCGUCCUGUUCGAUCAACCAUUUCUCCGCCGCUGGGUGCUAGGAGCAAUGUGCAACGUGGAGCCAAUCCAUUUUCAACAUCACUAGGGUCCGAUUGGAGCCAAAUCGGGGAAGGCGAAAUUCCAGACUAUACUACACCUGGUCAGAUGGAGCGGAGUUCAAGCCGCAAUUCAACAAAACAUCCACUUUCUCCUUCCAUACUCCCACUCAGGUCAAUGACAGAAGUCAUACACGAACAAAAGCCGCUGAAUAGGAGCGCAUCACUGCGGUCUGGGACCAUGGCGCUAGAUGGGUCUAAGAAACCACCACCUCCUGUCCCUAAAAAGCCGGCAACUUUAAGUCCGACUGCAGGUAUGGCAAAAACAGAGAACUCGGCGGCUGCGGCUAGCAAUAAUAUGCCAAAACGAUGGACCGGCUUCGAAACCACACUGCCACAACCUGCGGGCCAACCACGUAAUGGUCAAGGACAGACAGACAUGGGACAAGCUGAUGGGACACCGGGCUCGCAAGCUCCAAGAAAGGUGGUCAGAGUAGGCGCUCAUGCCUCUUCAACUCCAGUGGUGAAGAAAAAACCACUGCCUCCCCCUAACGAACUUAUGGAUGCGGAUAAUGGCGCACGAGUACCAUCCUGGGAGCCCCUUUGCCCGCAGAAGUGA